Molecule: messenger RNA, 3837 nt
Organism: Octopus bimaculoides (California two-spot octopus)
Lineage: Eukaryota; Metazoa; Mollusca; Cephalopoda; Octopoda; Octopodidae
Product: iron-sulfur cluster co-chaperone protein HscB
Biological process (GO): [2Fe-2S] cluster assembly; protein complex oligomerization
Cellular component (GO): mitochondrion
Molecular function (GO): ATPase activator activity; protein-folding chaperone binding
Source: RefSeq, a predicted model, not a curated record
UUCAAGUUUUAGAAGCAACUCAUUCCUGACUUUCUUAAAAGAAUGUCCGUCCGCACAACUUCUACUGUUCCUACCUUAACUACUGUGUUAUACAGGUAUGUUAUCCAGUGUCACAGGAAAGCAAGAAGAUUCCCAGCUUUGUUAUUAUUCACAAAUAACAACGGAAAGAAAUGCUGGUCGUCGUUUGUUAAAAAGUGGAACACAUGUGAAGCAUUGACAUUGCGUGUGUCCCUGGCGACUCCUCCAGCAUUAAUCGAAACGGGCUUAAUUCAAAAGAAAUUACUCAGCAAUCAAACACCCAUCGAUUACAACACACAAUGCUGGAAAUGUCAUAAAACUAGAAGUCCGAACAAAGAUAUUUUCUUCUGCUUUUGUGGUGCUAUUCUUUCGCCUUCCAAGAACCUCACAUAUUUCAAAUUACUAGGACUUGAGGAAGGUUUUGAAAUCGAUAGUGACAUCCUGACACGACGAUAUAAAGAUUUGCAAAGAAUUCUUCACCCUGACAAGUUCAGUCAAAAAUCAGAGAUGGAAAGAACAUUUUCAGCUGAACAGUCUUCCCUGGUCAAUCUUGCAUACACCACUUUGCUCAAGCCAUUAUCUCGUGGUCAGUAUUUGUUGGACAUAAACGGGACUUCUCUAGAUGAAACCACACAAAGUAAUGACUUUGAUUUCUUAUCCAAUAUCAUGAAAACCAAUGAAGAUUUGGAGAAUGUAACUAAUGUUGAAGAGCUUCAGAUUAUCGAAGAUCUUAAUAUACGGAAUUUGAACCAGUGCUAUGAGAUUUUAUCUGAAGCAUUCCGUCAAAAGGACUUAGUUGGUGCCAAAGAGGUUCUGAUGAAGUUGAAAUAUUUCGUAAACAUAGAUGAUAAAAUUAAAGAAAUGGAACUGUAUGAAAGUUUAUGAUUAAUAGUUUCAAAUAGAAUUUCUCUUUCAAAAAAUGUUACAUAGUCUUCAAAGGAACAUUCAUAAUUUCAGUUACCACUUCAAGAUGUUUAUUCAGAAUAGUGUUGUUUUGAAAGCUAACUCACAUUCUCAUUGUAGGAGAUGUAUAAAGUGGUAUUCCAAUAAUCAUGUAAUCUAUCAUUCUAAAUAUUACUCUUUCAAUUUGGGACACACACACAUAUAUAUAUAUAUAUAUAUAUAUAUAUAUAUAUAUAUUAUUUAUAUAUAAAGCUUUGUGAGUGGAUUUGGCAGAUGGAAACUGAAAGAAGCCCAUCGUAUAUAUAUAUAUAUAUAUAUAUAUAUAUAUAUGUAUGUAUAUUUGUGUGUCUGCGUUUGUCCCCCCACCAUCGCUUGACAACCGAUGUUAGUGUGUUUACAUCCCGGUAACCUAGUGCUUUGGCAAAAGACACUGAGGAAAUAUGUACUAGGCUUACAAAGAAUAAGUUGUGGGGCUGAUUUGUUCAACUAAAGGUGGUGCUCCAGCAUGGCCACAGUCACAUGACUGAAACGAGGAAAAGAAUAAUAUAUAUAAUAUAUAUACACACACAUACAUGAGUAUGUUAUAUGUACUUAGUAUUGAUUUAAUUAAAAAUUUUAUCAUAAUUAUUGAUCAUUUAGUAAUUUAAUACAUGGAGCAUACAUGUAAUCAUAUGCAUACAUAUAUGAAAUCUGUGUACUUUUAUUUUCUGUAUAUAAUCGAAACAUUAAAUAUAUAACAUAGAUGUAAAUCACAUGUAAUUCAUAUAUGUAUAUAAUGAACAUACUUGUCAUCCCUCUCCAUAUGUAUUCCCCUCCCUCUCCAUAUGUAUUCCCCUCAAACACUUUUUUCCUAAUAUAUAAUCUAAUAUCUAAUCUAUAUAUGUGUUAGCUUGUAAAAUAUAGAUGUUUUCAAUCUAGUUUGGAUUCUUUGCCAUCAAAUUUGAUUACAAAGAAUUCAAAUUUGAUGGCAAAGAAUCCAAACUAGAUCGUAAACAUCUAUAAUUUUUAACUUGCUAGCUUUAAAAAUUGCAAUUUAUUAAAUUUACCAAUUUAUGUGUAAUAUUCCAUAGUUUAGACUAGUCCUCUCGUUCCAUUACUAUUCUUAUUCAAUCUUGCACCUUUCUAUUUUUCAAAACAAGGAAGGAUGCAAUAUAGAGAGAUUUGACUGCAAUUAGGGAAACCUCGUAUAUCUUUCCUCAUAUACUUAUACUUAUAUCAGUUGAGUCAAUUACUUCUGAAUAACAGAUAUUGUUUUCAAGUGAAGGUGGCGAGCUGGCAGAACCGUUAGCACACCGGGCGAAAUGCUUAGCAGUAUUUCAUCUGCCAUUACGUUCUGAGUUCAAAUUCUGCCGAGGUCGACUUUGCCUUUCAUCCUUUCGGAGUCGAUAAAUUAAAUACCAGUUAUGCACUGGGGUCGAUGUAAUCGACUUAAUCCCUUUGUCUGUCCUUGUUUGUCCCCUCUAUGUUGUGGGCAAUAAAGAAAUAAGAUAUUGUUUUCAAGUGAUUCGCUUCUACUGUUACUCUUAUAUUUCAAACAGCUGAUCGAUUUUCAAAAAGUAGUUUACUGUGCAUGCUCACUGGAGGUUUAUCUUAGGUUUCUUCUUCUAUAUUCUGUUCAGUUUCCAUAUGAGAUAAUCCACAAUGUAAGAGAUGCUGUACACUCGCCAUUGGUCAGUCUGCUUUUACUACUGUCCAUGACAAAGUCAGCAGCUUCACUAUCUCUUGCUAGACUAUUAUCAGGUUGUGAUAGUUGUCUUUUAUAAAGCUCCUCCCCCAGUAUGAGAGAGCAAUUGGUCAUUAAAAACAUCAUCUCAGAUUAAGUCAUUGUUUAGUGUCCGAUCAUCCCCAAUUGAGGUGGUCUCUGAUUAGACAUAUUUCAGCAGUGAUAUUCUCAUCUACGGUAUAACUAGAACUACAUUAUCCAAUGUUUUCCAUUUUUAAGAUGAAAUCACAUGAUUUAAGUAUGUCAAGCAGCCAUGGAGAGCUUUUUUGUAUUUUUUUGUAGCUCAUUCAAAUGAAGUGUGUAGUGCUAUGUAUUAAGAGUGGAAAUUAUAAAGCAAAAUGGUUAAGUUAGAUAUGAGGAAUUUGGGUCUCGUAAAUAAAAUGACAUGGAAUUGAGAUUAAUUUACAAUAUGUUCUGUUAUAGAUCUGGCCAGCCCAUAGAUGUUAAAAGGCUGAUUAGAAUGAUAAUACUAUAAUGCACAACAUUCAAAAAUAUAAUAGUUAAACUACAUUUAUCACAAUAGUAAGACCAACUUCUCAAAUUGUCUUAAGUGGAUCUCAUCCUACAGAUUUAUGGGUUUUUUUUUAACAAUACAUCAUAUAGUAAAUGAUGGAUGAUUUAAAUGAACUACAAAAAACAAUUAUGGAAAGAUACUGUGUGGAGACAUGAAGGGACAGGCUCUGAUUAUUUGGAGCAUGCAAAGGAAAGGCUGCAUGUGAAAAAUCCUUUUUGAGUAUGAUGCAAAUCUGUAACUAAAUCACAGAGAAGAUAUGGGCCCUUUCUUGCCCACUUCGAGAUUUGAAUUAUUCAUGAACACUUUCAGGACAGAUUAUACACUGUACCUAAGUGAGAUAGGGAGAGGGUGGGGGACUAGGAAGAUUAUCAGAAUUGGGGAGAGACCUGAUCUAACCUUGUAGGUUGUGAAUUGUCUUUGUUUAUAUAUUCAUUUAAUUAUUUUGUGUAGUUAAAGAAUCAUUAACGUGCUUCUUUACCCCUCUACUUGUUUUAUAUAACUUUUCUUUGUUCAUCCCAAUGUUUUUGUAAUACUCAGUGUACAUUUUAUUGUAUGCAUGAUUGAGCCUUAGCAACUGAACUGAAAAAUUAUUAUUAGAGCAGUAAAGAAGCACUGGAUUGGCAGAAUAAAAUACCUUGUUGUAUUUGUUCUAACUCCUUGUGUUCUGAGUUUCAAUUUA